AUGGAUGUUAAAAAAGCUGAAAGAGCCUUGUCUAUUAAAGCUAAUAUUUUAAAAAGAACACUUAAAGAUUAUGAAUAUUAUUUAAAAGAAAUUUCAUCUUCAGAAAAAUAUAUUGAAAAUCUUAAAGCUAAAGAAGAUACUGACCCUUAUGAUAUUAAAAAAGCAACUGAAGUUCUUCAGGAAAACCAUGUUAUGACACAAAAUGCCUUAGAUCGUAUUGAUUCAUCAAAACUAAAUUUAUUAGAAGAGUUAAAAGAGUUUGAAUCAAUUUACCAACCAGAAGAUGACGACACCGAAAGUUCUGCACGCCAACUUAUUAAUCAAGUUAAAGAAUAUUUAGAAAAAGCUGACAGUUUUAAAAAGUAA
This is a messenger RNA of Strongyloides ratti, 366 nucleotides long. Its product is annotated as Tubulin binding cofactor A family-containing protein. Gene Ontology annotation, molecular function: beta-tubulin binding. Gene Ontology annotation, cellular component: cytosol; microtubule cytoskeleton. Gene Ontology annotation, biological process: tubulin complex assembly; post-chaperonin tubulin folding pathway. The transcript is spliced from 2 exons. The record is from RefSeq and is a predicted model, not a curated record. NCBI's taxonomy places the organism in Eukaryota, Metazoa, Nematoda, Chromadorea, Rhabditida, Strongyloididae. The coding region runs from base 1 to 366 and encodes 121 amino acids.